This is a messenger RNA of Penicillium manginii, 246 nucleotides long. Its product is annotated as Amino acid/polyamine transporter I. The transcript is spliced from 2 exons. NCBI's taxonomy places the organism in Eukaryota, Fungi, Ascomycota, Eurotiomycetes, Eurotiales, Aspergillaceae. The coding region runs from base 1 to 246 and encodes 81 amino acids. The record is from RefSeq and is a predicted model, not a curated record.
AUGAGUUAUGCAUGCCCCAUCGCCGUCUCUCUGAUCUUCCGCCGUCGUGAGGAUAUCAAGAACGGCAGCUUCAAUUUCGGCAUCUUCGGUCUGAUUGCCAACAUUUUUGCUCUUGGUUGGAGUGCUCUCGCCAUCCCCCUCUUCUGCAUGCUAACCCUGAAGAAGGUCACUUUGAAAAGCAUGAACUACGCCUCGGUAGUCCUCUUCGGGACUAUUGUUAUCGCUGCCGUCUGGUACGGAAUUUAG